This is a messenger RNA of Sinocyclocheilus rhinocerous, 1218 nucleotides long. It is a transcript of the gene ambp, whose product is annotated as alpha-1-microglobulin/bikunin precursor. The transcript has 10 exons. The record is from RefSeq and is a predicted model, not a curated record. NCBI's taxonomy places the organism in Eukaryota, Metazoa, Chordata, Actinopteri, Cypriniformes, Cyprinidae. Gene Ontology annotation, molecular function: serine-type endopeptidase inhibitor activity. The coding region runs from base 52 to 1098 and encodes 348 amino acids.
UAGAGACAGUCGUGGUUCUUCAGAACUUCAUUUGGAUCACAGACAGUCAGAAUGAAGUGUGUUGUUCUAGUGUUUCUGCUCCCGCUCCUGGGCCUCUUGCAUGCUGGGCCGCUGCCCGAUGAGCCCGUCCUCCAGCCCCAAGAGAACUUUGAUGUGAACCGGUUCAUGGGCAAAUGGUAUGAUAUUGCGAUUGCGUCCACAUGCCCGUGGCUCAAGCGUCAUAAGGGAGACGCAGCCAUUGGCUCUUUGGAGCUGGAAUCCAGUGGCUCAACACAGACCAUCAGCAUGACCCGCAUCAGCCGCAGACAUGACAGCUGUAAGUCCAUCAGUGGAGAAUAUCAGCUGACCAAAACACCUGGAAGAUUCCAUUACCACAAUGCCAAGUGGAAUGCUGAUGUGGACUCCUAUGUGGUUCACACAAACUACGAUGAGUACGCUCUGGUGGUGAUGUAUAAACAAAAACCAGGCGGGGAAAAAACCACAUCUGUCAAACUCUACGGACGUACUAUGCAGCUGCGGCCCACUCUCAUCGAAGACUUCAAGACUCUGGUGGCUGAGCAGGGAAUGAGUGAAGACACUAUAAUUAUCAAAAAGAACAAAGGUGAAUGUGUUCCAGGUGAGCAGGUCACACCAGAGCCACAGAUCCAGAGGGCGAGGAGGAAUGUGGUCCUGCCGGCUCCUGAGGAGGGAUCCGGUGACGAUAUGCCCAUAUUUAGAGGACCUGAAGCGUGUAAGUCCCAGCCAGAUUCAGGUCCAUGUUUCGGGAUGUUGCAGCGCUACCAUUACAACUCAUCCAUCAUGGCCUGUCAGAUGUUCACCUAUGGAGGCUGCAUGGGGAACCAGAACAACUUUGGGACUGAAAAGGAGUGUCUGCAGAGCUGCCGCACUGAGGCCGCCUGCAGGUUGCCCAUGGAUGCUGGUCCUUGUAAAGUGUUCACAGACCUGUGGGCCUUCGACUCUGCCGCUGGAAAGUGUGUGUCUUUCAAAUAUGGAGGCUGCAAGGGUAAUGGCAAUAAAUUCUACAGCCAGAAGGAGUGUGAGGAGUACUGCGGCGUUAUGAUGAGAAAUGGAGAUGACGAGUUUCUCACAGUGAACUGAGUAUGGUGUGAAUGAAAAUGAAGCGUGACUUUGUUUCAAACAGAAAAGUGCAACAUGGAUCAGUUUCCAACAGGCAUUAACUUCAACAUUAACACAAUAAAUAAAGACCUGUCCAAUGUA